Maylandia zebra (zebra mbuna) is the source of this 10976-nucleotide messenger RNA. RefSeq lists its product as uncharacterized. Gene Ontology annotation, cellular component: nucleus. The record is from RefSeq and is a predicted model, not a curated record. Lineage: Eukaryota; Metazoa; Chordata; Actinopteri; Cichliformes; Cichlidae.
UCCAUGUGUUAAAAGGGCAGAUGGUAACCGCGGGUAACUGAGGAGCAAACCACUCUGCUGGCCACAGAGCAAGAGAUCAGCGGAGAGAGGGAGAUAGAGGGAGGGAGGAGAGUGAACACAUGCAGCGCAGCAGAGGAGAGGAGCAUCUGAGAGGAAGCUGCACGCUUGCUCUGACAGAAAGAGAAAGAGAGGGAGGAGAAGACUGAGUACUUCUUCUCCACACUAACAAGGAGGCAGAGAGCAAAAAGAGGGGCAAAGACAGAGACAGAGGAGAUGCUGAGAUAGUAACAGGAGGGGGAAAAAGUAUCCCUCCCAGCCACUUACAGAGAUACAGAGACAAAGAGGGAGGGAAAACAAAAGGGGCUAGAGAGAUUGUGGAGUGAGGAGAACGGACGGGAGAUAGUUAAAGGAACUGCAAGACUGAUCAAUAAGCGGCUGAGAUUUCGGGAAGAAAUUUAGACUCAGCGAGAAAAAGAGAGAGAGAGAGCGAGCGAGAGAGGGAGUCAAUGACAGGGAAAGAUUGAUUAAUGAAAGAUUUGAGCAAAACAUCUGGAGAGAAGGAGACUUAAAGAGAAAUAUUUAAGAGGAGACAGGGGCAUCUAGCGGAAGGCAAAUUUAGAAAAGAAAGGGAGAAGAAUUAAAAAAACAUUUAGAGAAGGACAGGAGGAUAAGAGUGGAAAGAAAGGGGAGCAGAGGGUGAAAUAUUUAAGAAGAGACAGAAGCUGAGGGGAAAUGAGCAGGAGAACGCAGAGUUAAAGAGUCACUGGCAAAAACUUAGAGAAGAGAGAGAAUAAAUCAGAGCAGCAGAGGGAAGGGAAACUGCGCUCAUCCUUUCUUUUUUUUAUUUCCUCUGUCCCUCCUCUUCUUGAUAAAACCUAGGAGGGGAGAUGAAGUGAGGAGAGAGUUGAGUAGUACAACAUCAGAAGAAGGAGAAGAAGGAGUUUUCAAGGGUUUUUUGGCAAAGUCCAGAUAGAUCAAGAGAGUUAUAGAUAGAUAUUUAACUGCAUGAAAGAGAAGUAUAUCCAAUGGCGUGCUACUACAUUGUGAUCAGUUCCACCCACCUGCGUGACGGACAGCUGAGGAGCAUCAAGGGGGUGUUCAGAGGACCAAUAGGAACCAAUGGCCAAAGAAACACGGAGGAGGGGGACUCGAGGUUUUACUGUGAGCUCUGCGAUAAGCAGUAUCUGAGACACCAACAGUUUGACAACCACAUCAACUCCUACGACCAUCACCACAGGCAGCGACUGAAGGAGCUGAAACAGAGGGAGUUUUACAGAGCACUGGCCUGCAGGAGGCAGAGGAGGCGCAGGGAGGAGAAGAGAGAGGAGAGAGUGCUGAGGAGACUCAAUCAGCAUGAAGACAGGAGGACGGGAGAGUGUGCUCCCGGUUCUGGUCCCAUGUUCCGGUCCACCACCGUGGCUGUCGACUCAGCCGAACAGUCCAGACCAGAGAUUGUGCAGAACGGCAGCAAUAUCCAUCCAAGCAACACCACACUGGGAACAAAGUCUCAGAUCCCCCGGAUACAGCCCUUCCUUCCUCUGGAAACCGCACUCCUGAGCAAAACACAGUGGACCUAUGAGCAAACAGACGCCAACAGCACCACAACUACUGCUGCUUCUGACUCCUGCGUGCUUGACAAGACCCAUCUGGAUUACAGUCAACUGCCAACCAUUACACCCAGCAUCAGCACCACCCUGACAAACAGUGAUACCAACAGCUCUACAGAAAACAGCCACUUUAACAAGAUCCCUUGGGCUCAUGAUUAUUUAAGCCAUCCCAUUACUCCCAAUAACAUCCCAACAACAGCCUCUGGCGCCACCCAUAAUGGCUCCAUUUUCAACAAAACCACAGUGACCAGCAUCAGCAAGAACUCCACCACCCCCUCCAUUACUAAUACCACCAAUGUCAGCAUCAACAGCAGCAGGGAAGUAUGCAGAGCCUCUGACGUCCAGUCUAUCCUGAGCAGAGUCCGCCCUGUCUCUUUCUCGCUCCCCAAAAGGAGCUGUGUCCUCUUACACCAAUCAGCUGCCGUAUUUAUCCAAGCAGGGCAGGGCUCUGGCUUGUCAGGGAAGCAAGAAGGUGCGGCAGUGCAUGACAGGAAAACAAAUCUGGGGGAGAAAGUCACCGAUCAGCAGCUCAAAUCAUCCGCAGACAUGGUUGCUGUUGGUGUAAAUCACUGGAAUACUGGAAACCAGUGCAGUGAGGAGAGUAAAACUGAAACUCGACCCGUUGAGGCUGGAGCCAUUAUGUCUACUGAGAAAAGAACUGUGGGACUCUCUGGGACUGGAGCCCAGGUUUCUUUAUGUAAUCGCCAUGUGAUCAGAGUAGAGGACUCAAUUAUCAAUGGGAAUGGAGCCCAGCUCUCCUUAUGUAAGGACGAUGGGACUGGAGCCCAAGUCAGCAGUGAAAGUGGGACUAGAGCUCAUUUUUAUUUAAACAGUGGCAUUUCAGGACAUAUUUCUGAAAGUGUAAGCACAGAUUCAGAAUGCGGAAGCAGCAAAGUUGAAAUCCAUGAUGCUGUGGAAAAUCAGACAGAUUUAACCCAACCCCAAGAAGUAAAAGAUCUGGCUUGUCCUACAACAAAUGAGCCUAAAAAAUCAAUUUCAUGUGUUGAAACCACGUCAGCUCAAGCACAGCCCAAGCAAACUCCUCUCCCCAAUCCCCAAUCUCCCCAGUCAAACUCCGCUCCAUCAAAAGAGUCGGCUUCUUUGCCUCCAAGUCGUCCCAAAGAGCCGUUUUGUCGUGUCCUGAGCCGAGAUGGUAGCAGGGUUCUUCUGUGGCCAACGGAGAUGGUCAGCUACACCAAAACUUCGCCCUCCAUUUCCUACAGUGUCAAUCCUCUACUUUAUGACUUCAGAGCGCAUAACAGGGCCAAGGAAGGGGGUGAAAAAAAGAAAGGAGGGCUGGAGGAAGGGGGUGAGAGAAUAAAGCCAUCUGUGAUCAAACAACCUGACUGCCAACAGAGGCAGAAGGAUAUGAAGGGAGGAAAGGAGGUGAAGAUAGAUGAAAGGGAAGAAGAGGAUGAAGGAGGACAGGCAGGAAAUCCUAUGGAACUUGUAGCCCAUUGUAGCGGUAGCGACGCAGUUCCGGAUCGCUCCAGCUGCCAUGAUGAAAGCGCUUUAAAAUUUGUUCCCAUUUCUGCAGAAGGCCACCAUGCUCCGACGCUAGGCCUUCAAAAAUCAGGGAGGAGGAGGAGGAAGAGGAGGGGUGGGGUAAGGAGAGGAAUGAGAAAAAGGGGGAGAAAGAAAAGAGGAGAGGAAACAGACAGAAAAGAGUCAGAAAGGGGAAAAAGGAUAAUAAGCAGUCUUUGUGUGAAUCAGAUGUUUGAAGGAAAAGGAGAAGACAGGCUGCAAAGAGAGGGCACCGUAAAAGAGGAGAAGAGAGAAAAAGAGCUAUUAAGUAAUCUUGCAGCACAUCGGCUGGUGGGAGGGAUAAAAAAGAGGAUGAGGGGAGAAGAGAGAAGGAUAAGACGAGAUCAGACAGAGCAAGAGAGGGCAGGUAGAAAUGACGAGAAGAGAGUGGAGCUAUUAAGUAAUCUUCCUGUGAAUCGGUGUAAUCGGUGUAACCAGCUGUGUCUGCAGGUGAAAAGGGAGGCCAGCCAGCAUCAAUCUCAGCAAUCAGCCUCCGGGUGGGGCCAGGGGCUCAGAAAGCUCCUCUGCAGGGAUGCAGCAUGUAACUCAGUGAUUAGCCUCGUCCCAGGGUCUGUUAUAGAGAUGCCAUGCUGUCCUGCAAUUACACCCGACCCUGCUCAGAAUGACAGAGAGAUGGGGGUGAUACACAAAAAUACACAAGCAGGGAAGGAGGACAGACAGGGAGAUGAGGAGCAAAGGAAUCUGAGUAAGGGAGAGAUAAGCGCUGCUCCGAAAGCUGAAGAAAACGCAUGUAACCCAGCGAUUAGCUGUCUUCCUUUUUCCUGUUGUGACACUGCAAGCCAGGCAGAAAUUUGUCUUGUUCCUAAACCUCACAGAGAAACAGCAUGCAAACCAACGAUUAGCCUUGUCCCUGCUCCUUUUAGAGAAACAGCGUGCAGUCAAAGACAAACAAUACCUGCAGGACACAGCAAUCUUGUGUCAAGCCCGACCACAUGCUGCUCUGCCCAACAGACAGAAACAGAGCCCAGACUGAGGCCGGCCUGUGUAGACAUGACCCUCCCUGCCGAUGCGCUUUCAGAGGAAGGGAUGUCGAAGAGAGCAGCAACAGCCAGCAAGAGGAAGAGCGGAUCGCCGGAGGCUGGGGCAACGCCGAGGAAGAAACGGAAAAGGGGAAGGAGACAGGCGAGGAGAGUCGCUAGUGUUUUAAGGCAAGACGGAGCUUGCACUGAUAUGACUUCGGAUUUAAACGAGGGCGAGGCCUGUUGCAUUCAGGAUGGUAACGAGGCGCUUGAACUCAAUAGCAAGGACACCUGCAACACUUCAGAGGACAAAACUGUUGACUGCCAUUUGCUCUGCAGGACAAAACACUCUCUGUGUUCAAAUACCAGGGAGGGUAACACUGCUGACAAACUCGAUAACUACUGCAGCUCUGAUGACAGCAAAUUCAGCAAUGCAGACGCUAAUGACUACAGCCAGUUUAACGUCGGUCCCUCUGGAGGCGAGGAAAAGGUGAAGUGUUCACCGGAGAAACCUUUUAGUGACUGUCAUACCAAUAACAAACCCAAUGACCACAGUCAGGAUGAUGGAAAGGGCACCAUGCAAAAUAAGCGUGACAGUUCUGCCAUCUCUAGUGCUACUUUUGAGAAAGACAAAAGUCUUUGUCAUGGUCACGUGGCUAAAAAAGCCAGUGAGAAAACUGCAGACACACCUGUGGAUGGCCUUUCUGAAGAUUAUUUUGCCUGUAGCACUAAUAACAGACACACUGACCACUGUCAAUGUAAAAACACAGUGAAUGAAAUAGAGUCUAAUGACUCCAAAGCCAAUGACGCAUUUAGUCAUAACUGCGAUUACAGCCAGAAAAAUAACAAAAGUGACCACAGCGAGGAGGAGAAAGCCAAAUCUCAGUGCCACAUUCGACACAAAAGCAGCCUCUCUGAUUCAGUGAUUGAUUACAAAAGCGGCGUAGGGAUUCAGCAAAGUGUUGGAGGUGGAGCCGAUGAUAUUGACGGUGGUCAGUGUGACGAUUUUAACGGUAAUCAUGUCACUGAUUGUAAUCACUGUGCUAAUGCUGUGAAUGAAGAAGUUGCACCCGUGAGGGAGCAGAUGGAGGAUGAAAGCGGUGUGGAGAAGGAGAGAAAGAAGGAGGAGGAGAAACAGAUGGAGAGGAAAAAGUUGAAGGAGAGGCACGAAGAGUGGGAGAAGGAAUGGGUGAGGAGGAAGGAGAAGGAAAGGGAGGAAAGAAGUAAGGAGAGGGAGAUAGAUUUUGAACCUCUCUUCCCAGAGAAGAUGCCCCGCUUUCCUCAUCGCCUCCCUCCAUCAUGCAUCCACCUCCAUCCUCCUCUCCUGCUCCAGCCAUCCUUUUCAUCAUCCUCCUCUUCCUCUAUCUCCUUCCAUCACACCAUCAUCCAACAUCACCUUUCCCUCCUCCCACCCGCACCACACCUCCCCUGUUCCUUCCUACCCUCAUCUUAUUCCCUCUUUCUCCCCACAUUUAUCUCCCAUCCCUCCACCACCACCUCCACCACCACUACCUCCUCCUCCCGCUCUUACUCCCACUUUCUAUGCAUCUUCUCCCAUCCCUCUCCUGGAUGCCCCUGGUCCAUAUCCCUUAGCAGCAGCAUUUCACCCUGUGCAGAGCCACCACCCAUCUCUGUACCCCACUCCACAUCCAGCAGUUUUGCCCUUGCAGUUAUUGUUCUGAAAAAGAGGAACAAAAAGAAAGAAUUGAGAGUGGUACAUGUUCACAUUUGUGAUACAAAAAAUUACUUGUCAGGUGGGUGCAAACAGCUUUGGGUGUCAUCGCUUGCAUACUUUUACUGUAGCUGAAAUGUGAGGAAUUUCAGGAACUCUUGAGUAAAAACACAAAACUGAUCCUUCUUAAAGUCAAAUCCUCUGGAAAACUUCAUCACCGCGUCCAAACACUCAAGCACUGAUUCACACAUCUGAAAAACAAUAAAGAUGGCUAAUUAUCUUCAUCAACUGCAAUCCCACUUGAAAUGAGCCUCAGGUGUGCAGCCAGCGGGAUCGUGGUAGGGAUACACAGCUGGGCUCGUUUCCCUCAGCAGAAAUCAGUCAGAGCUGCUGUUUUGCAUUUUAAGCUGGCGAUUUGCUCAUGAGGCACGUUAGAAAAUGUUGUGACUUUAAAGGAUGAAUUCACCCUCGCAUGCUCAGAUUUCUUCAGUCUGUCAUCGUAGAUGUGCGGGAAUUUUUCUUUAAAUUAAUUUGUAUGUUCCGGGUCGCUGGCCAUCAAGAGCUGAUGGCAUUCAAGAUUUGCACAGGACAACAGGAAGUUGUUUUUCCCAGAAUGGGUUCAAAAGAAACCCAAAGUUCUAAAAACAUUAAACACGCAAUUUUUUGCUACUUUGCUGUUUUGCAUAAUUAGAAAGCUUCAUCGUUUAACAAAUACAAAAGGGUAUUUUCUGGUUAGAUUUCACUAACAAAAUAUGAGUCUGUUGCCACAUUCACUUAGUUUAAACCUACAUGUUUUUAUUCUUAAACUAUACUGGAGUAGCUCUGUGUGAUUCACUGUUCAAAGGACCCUGUUUAGUACUGUAUAAGCAUCCACCAUUUAACAGACAGGAAAAACACAUCCACACCAUAAUGAAACAAACUUGAAAAAUCGUAGAUAUUCUAGACAGAAUCUCAGAUAUUUGUAUAGAACUAAUGGCAGCAAAUCCUCUUUAACUUGGAGCUAAAUAAAGCGCAAAAUUAAAGGAGAACUCCACAAAUUCUACACAUCAAAGACUGUUUACAGGUCUUGUGGAGUUGCCCUUGAGUCAACUGGCUGGGACUAAAGUUUGAAACUGAAUAAAAUCUGGGGGUGUGGAGUUUGGAAAGAACUGAGCUUAGCAGCAGGCACAUGUAGCCCAUUCCUCAUCGCUGCCUAAAGCUGUAGGCUUGGAGCUAAAGGAUCCAAUGCUAGCAUAACAUACCCAAACCUUGAAGUGCACCAUCUGCAGUCACUCGGCACUGUGGGUAAUGUAGGAAUCAGAGUAAGACAAGGAAGAAAAUGUAUGGAAUUAAAAAAGAUGAUAUCUCUUUAGUCUGCUUUAACAGUAAAUUUGCCCAUUGUGGGUCCAGCAGAGUUAAUAUAUGCUAAAAUGGUAGAAUACUACAAGACUGGCAUAGUAAUAGACAGAUAAUAUGUUCAGGGCGUGAAAGCAUAAGUAGGCCGAGAUAAUGUGAACACUAUCUAGUCAGAAUAACAGGAAAUUUUCAGGGUCCAACACGAUGUGAAUGCAGCAUGAGCCAAAAAAAAGGUCUCUUAAGAGACUCUGUGUAACAAAAUUGUCUUUCUUUCUCCUAUCUUUCAAAAUUAUGUUUUCAUUUUACUGUCCAGUACAGCAAUAAAACAGAUGAAUAAUGAUUUUCAGGAAGUGCAAAGAGAAAAAAAACCUUCUUUGAGAGAGGUUUUAAAAGUGCCAAUUUAGGGAGCCAGCACAUGAUGCAGCAAACACAUCUGCAUUUGCUCAAGGAUGAGCAGAUUUCCUGAUGGUAAUUCUAAGCUGAUUUGUUAUUACCUAGAAUUGACUUGUUGUUACCUAAUGUCACCAAGGACUGCCACUGGCCUGUGGGUCGCCCUUUGAAAACCUUGGCUCAAUGAGAUUUUAAAGCAGCAGAGAAAGAUGUUGGUUUCCCUGUAUUUAGAGAUGAGUGUUAGGGAUAACUGCAGGUCGCAGAGCAGUCUGUAUGUACACCAAUCAAAGCUUAACAACAGGUAUCUCGGAACCAAGCAUCAGACAAGUUUGACCCAGUCGUGUGGGAAAGAAACACAAGAAACACUUAAGAGCAACCUUGCAGAUGAAUUUGUCUAGAGUUUACAUUGACAUCUGAAAUUACAGAAAAGCCAUGUCCUAAAUCCUACAUAGCAAUAAAGUGAUUAAAUUUAUUUAUUUGUUUAUAAGUAAAUUUAUAAAUGUAUCAAAAAUAUAGUCUUUGUUUUACGUUGUAUUACCCUAUAACUUACAGUACUAAAUUUUAAAAAAGGGGGAGGUGUGAAUAGCUGGAAAAUCAGUGGAUAACACGAACACAACUUACAGUAAAAUGUAAAAUGUUAAUGAUUAUUUUCUAUUUUCUGAAUCAAUAUAGGACUGCUAAUGCUGCCAUUACAGCAAAAGCCAUUGAUUGUAAAUAAUAGAUGAACAAACCCACAAUGAUUUCACAUAAUGCUUUGUAAAAUCUUAAAACCUUGACUGAAGCGUUUUUGGCCAUUGCCAAGACUUCAUACUAAGAAAUACAUGCUCACAUGGCAGCACUUUGUAUAUCUAUUAUAAGGUAGCAACUGUGCGCUCCCUCAGCUACAUUAAAUCCUACAAUUUUGUAACUGAAAGCAUGAUCUCACUCAAAAAUCGCAAAACAAAUGGAAAUGUGUUGAGCACAUUCUGCGCUCUCUCUGUGACCCCGACUGUAAUUCUGUGCAGCGAGUUCAUUAAUCCACUUCUGCACGUAGGAAAAAUUACUUUCCUGUUUUCCACAACACGCCAUCAAAGACAGAUAUUUCUGCACUUUGCAACUAUAGCUCCAUUUCUCUGUGUCCUAUGCAUGCAUGGUUGUAAAAUACCCCUUGUCACACUUUAUUAUUUAUAUUCUGGCACUGGCUAAAUCAGGAGUGGGCUAUGCAUUUUCCCAUGGGACCACACGAGACACAGUGGAAAGCUGCACCAAUAAGUUGAACUCAAUUCUUUUCAAUAUUCAUUUAAGUCUUUACAAGCCUAUUGGUGCACCCCUCCAGCAGACCCAACGUCUCUUGUGGCCCCUUGGAAAGUUAAAUUGCCCACCUCUGGCCUUAAAACAUACCCUGGUUUAUGAACUGUUUGACUCUAAAUGCAACCAUAAGUUACUAAACGAACGACAUGUUGUAUUCAGUAAGGCUUGAAACUAGCUAUUGAGAUAAUAAAAUAAUCAGAGGUCAUAAAUCAGGUGAGGAUUAGGGUUGUUUUACCAUAUACUACCUGCUUUAAGAAAAUCCAACGUUUCCCCUUUUAGACCACGAAACCACGUCCAUCUUUUAUAUACUAUCGUCUAUGGUAUAACAUAAAUUGUGAGUCUGUACUGCAGUGUGUCUUUAGGCUGUGACGGCUGAACGUCAGAACAAAAUGUUAAGUUCAGAAAUAAGCCUUUGCUCUUUGUUUCUGAUGAACUGGCUCCAGCGUCUGACCUUUACGCUUGACGUUUUAGACUGUUGAUUUUCUCCCGUCUCACUCCACUGCAGCUGAACUACAAACAUCCCGAAGAGGUGGUUAACUUUGCAUUUAGUGACUCACCCAUUUAGGCCUAAACGCACACAAUGAGUGAUUUAGCACGCCGCAGGACACAGUUGACUCCAACAGGGGUUUUCCCCAUGAGACAGAGCCGCGAUGAAACGUAGAAAGAUGUGAGGAUUUGACUGACAGGUAAUGAAAAAAUAACCAUUUUUUUAAAUUAACACUCUCACCCCUCUGUUGUCACUCACUGGUUGCUUGUUGCACUUUGACAGGUGAUUUUCCACUCUGUGGUGUGUGACAAAAUAACCCAAGCGCAGUCACAUCAUUUCACUCAAACGCAGGAUGUUCAAAGUGUUCUUUCUUUUUCUAUCUGAACAACGCCUCAGGGUGGAUUUUUCCUUUAAAGCAGAGGGAUACGACACAGUACAUACGGAAAAGGCGUAGCUCUACCCUUAUUCUUUGUUUAAAUCUGUCGCAUUUAAAUGAUCUCGGCUGAAGUGCAGGAGAAAUUUGUCUCAGAUAACAAAAUGCGCCGCUUCUUCGUAAAUCCGGAGAGCCGCUCCCGACUGCAUGACACUCAGACUUUCAGAGGCGUGAAUGGCAGGAGUAACGAGGAAGGAAGAGCGGAGAAACGCCCACACCUACUUACACAUUGUUUUUCUCUCGCUCCUCUGAAGCUGAACAUCUGGCUGCGAUUGCUGUGGGGCAUCACUGGCAGCACCUAUUCAUCUCAGCGAAUAUGGAUUAUUCUGGUGCAGGCGUCUAUGACAAAAUAAAAACAAAUAAAAAUAUGCAUGGGCAGAUUGGCAUCCUUAUUCUCACUAAAAUCUUAAGGCAUGCUCUGUAAAAUAUAUUGGUCUUAUUGAUCCCAGAAACUUGAACGCACGCAGACACACACAUACACACACACACCUACACACACACGCGCGCGCACACACACAGCUUAAUAGGAACAGUCUUUGCCUGCCUUGCCUGCUCUGCUGUUUUUCCCAGAGCUCAUCAUUAAGUAAAUGCUGCCUCCUCACCUUUGGUAGGUUAGACAUGUCUCUGCAGUGACACUAUAGGUGCCUGCGGUGACAUACAUGCAGCUUACGAACAGUAGCAAACCUCAAAACUUAUUCCUCUUCUUGCAGCAGUGUGUGCAAGAAAACAUGAGAAUUAUAGCUAGUGUGAUGACACAGCAAGGUGUCCUCUCCUUGUAGCCGUGCACCACACGGGGUAUGAAACCAUAUGUUCGCUAUGAACAUAGGUUUUCUGUAUUAUUGUGAUAAACUGUGUACAUUAGAAAAGAAGAAAAAAAAGCUGUUAUUUUUGUAGAGAACCCUCAGUUGAAUGAGGCACAGUUUUUGUAUCAUGUACUCUGAUGCUAUUUUAGCUAGUAAACAAACCCCCACGCCCACCUACUAUGUCCUCUUGUUGAGCUGUUGUGCACACUGUAUGUUCUUUUAAAGGUCCGGUCAUCAAUUAAUGGGUUCGAAAGGCAUUAUUUCAGUUUCUUCAGAAAGCAUUUUAUCCUGUUUUGUCUUGAGAUCUGAUAAACUAAUAUUUAGCUGAUUUGUUUGUGUAAUCUCAUUUCUGCAAACUCAUAUUCAAUGAUAUUACCCUGCUAAUAUAAUAGAUCUAGUAAAUCCAUUGAGAAAAACGAAUUACUCUGAAAAUGGAAAUAAAUCAGUGGACUUGA